ACCGCAUCCGGAUCGGCGACUUCCAUUCCAUUCCAUCCACACCUAGACGACGACGAGGAGGGGGAGGAGACGAGCGGAGCAAGCAUCAAGGUAAAGAAGAAGAAGAAGAAGAUCCAGGAGACAGAAGAUCCAUCCACCCCGCUGCCGACCGAUCUGACGAUAUGGUCUGCGUCGCGUGCCUGCUGCCCCUCUUCCUGAUCCCGGUGGUCAACGCCCUCCCCUACCUCUUCGAUCUCAUCCUCAGAAAGGUGUAUCGGCUAUUUGGAUGGGAAUACAGGAGACCUGAGAGAGCCCCACCUGCCUGUCCUUACAAACCUGCUGCUCAGAAGAACGAUGAAGGUGCGAGUGAAUCAAAACCCCUGGUUGAACCCCACGGUGCUGCUGCAGAAGAUAAAAAAGAGGAAUAAUGCGUGUAUUCACUUUCUGCUCGGGUCAUGUUAACUGAUGCUGCCUUAAAUAGAGAGCAUCCCUCUGUAUCUGUCAACAUUUGGUAACUAAGAAAUAAUUGUUGUGAUGAAUAUAUAUUCGGAUAAUUGGUUGAUGCAUGUAAUUGUAAUCUGCUCCCACCUGCCCUUACUUUUA
Setaria italica (foxtail millet) is the source of this 582-nucleotide messenger RNA. RefSeq lists its product as uncharacterized. The transcript is spliced from 4 exons. Bases 162 to 407 code for a protein of 81 amino acids. NCBI's taxonomy places the organism in Eukaryota, Viridiplantae, Streptophyta, Magnoliopsida, Poales, Poaceae. The record is from RefSeq and is a predicted model, not a curated record.